This is a messenger RNA of Parnassius mnemosyne (clouded apollo), 1776 nucleotides long. NCBI's taxonomy places the organism in Eukaryota, Metazoa, Arthropoda, Insecta, Lepidoptera, Papilionidae. The record is from the annotation of a GenBank genome assembly.
AUGAAGGCGACGUUAAUAUUUGAUAGUGUUAACAAUUUAUUAUUUUCUAAAUGGGAUGAAUCUUUUUUAUCUCGUAUGAAAACUUUAAAUGAACAGAGUUCUGACGGAAACAUAACUGACAGUUAUAAUGUAGCUCAGUUACUUUCCCCAAUUAUAACUUCUCAGCGUGUGAUGGCUGCACAGUUUGGCAAUACCUAUUCAUCUAUACAGUGCAAGGAUAAUACUGUUAUCGUCUUUGAUGAGUUUCUUGACCAUGUAUUUAUGAUUAUUACUAAAGAUAAUAUAGAUGAUGCUCAUAGAGAGUUACUCGAUUGCAAAACCUUGGUACAGCACAUUUGUGGACAAAAUAUUGACUUAUUACAUUCACCUGUAUACCAAGACUGGUUGUCAGUGUUGUUAGAUAGCCGCAACAAAGGUGAUUCUAUACCUGGGGCUAGUGGUGUAAUUGGUGAAAGUGGAGCUACAGUAGCAGCACUUAAUGCUCUAAAAGCAAUAGCGAAAGAAAUAAAAUGCUCGACAUAUCAACAUUUUCACUUAUUGCUUUUUGUGGGAGAUAAAAUGUUAGCAUUGUAUUCAAGUCGUGGCAGUGAAGAUCUUAUGCCACCGGACUUAAUACUCCUUAGUAUACAAUGCAUAGCUGCCCAGGAAUAUUGGAAAGAUGUAAACGAAUCAAAUUCAAAGGAAGUCGGCCCUAAUUCUUGGAUACCAUGGCUUUCAGAAGAAAAUAGUGCAAUAGUACAUCUGUGUGCGGGUCCAGCGGUAGUGCCAUGUGCACCGCAUUCUCUUCACAUUGCUGAAGUAGCGCCUCGUAUUGUAUUCGUAGUGUUGGUAGAUACGGAGUUAAGAGACAUCGGUAUCGCUGCACAAAUGUCUAGUCAGAUACUUUCGAACCUAGAGAGACUCUUGUUACAGAGGAACUUGGAGUUGCUGCCUAGCACACUUGAUAGCUUGGAGGCUGCACUAAAGAAGACAACAGACGCUCUACGCAAAAACAAAUCAAACGCAAACUUAUGUGCGCGUCUUACGAGCCGUAUGUUGGAGUUACGCAAGUCUUGCACGACCACGACUCCGCUGACUCCGGAAACGACAGCUACCGCCAUGCACACGGCACUAGAUGUCGUAAUUGAGCAACUUAAGCCCGACAUACCCAGUUUGAAAAUGGAUCAGCCCUUAAAAGAAUUGACAGGGUUACUCGCACCCUAUGUCGAGUUCCUACGCGUGAAGGCGAUGCGAUACUUCAGCUUGGGAUCGGGUGAGACCGACGCGAGUUCCAUAACGCUGCACAAAUAUCUGGAGGAGUUCCCCGGUCUGAUACAUUUCAUUUACGUGGAUCGGACUACGGGCAGAUUCUUGGCCCCUGAUAUGGCGGACUGUGCUGAUAUGCUGACGCCAGAUACGGUGCGUGAUAUCGUGAGGCGCGCGAUGAGCAGCGUGCGGGAGGGGUACGGCGCGGCGGCGUGGCGGCGCGGCGCGCUGCACGCAUGCGUCGUGCAGUGGUGGGAGCGGCGCGGCGCGGCGCUGCGGCCCGCGCGCCCGCCGCACCCCGCCGCCGUGCGCGCGCUGCCGCCGCCCGGCGACCUGCGCCUAGCAUUCCACAGGCAACUCUUGGAACUCGCGUUCCCAAACGACAGCCAAGGUGUUAGUAUCAAGGAGUUGAUCUGCAUACACCUGGGGCUAUUACCAGCUUCUACCGCAGUACAACAGGCGCGUCGACUUGCUCACUCAGUACACGAGUUGGUCGGAGACAACCCUGCCGUGGCAGCGGACUUGCUAUAA